AUGAUCUCAACUUGGAAUGUAAGGGGCAUGAAUAAGGAUAUAAGGCACAGAGAGGUAAGCUCCUACCUCCAUAGUAUGCAAGUGCCUAUUAUAGCUUUAUUAGAGACUAGAGUUAAACAAGAUAAAGCAGACAGAAUUAGAUCUAAAUUUGGCAAUAAGUGGUCAUUCACUGACAACUAUUCCCAUCACUACAAUGGGAGGAUUUGGAUCAUGUGGAAGACUCAUGAAAUUAAAAUAAAGGUGUUACAGAUUGAGGAGCAGUUCAUUCAUGUGGAGGUGAUCUCUAUGGACAACAAAACUCAAUACUAUGCAACAAUUGUGUAUGCAAUGAACCAAAUUGAGAGAAGGAAGAUCCUGUGGGAACAGAUUGACAAAAUUGGGGAGCACAUGGAUAAGCCUUGGAUUGUUAUGGGGGAUUAUAACAAUGUGCUUACUUGCCAGGAUAGGAUUGGAGGUAACCCUGUGACAUUAAAUGAGUACAAGGACUUGGCAGAGAUGAUGCAGAGGAGCGGGCUCUAUGAAGCUGCAUCUAGAGGAUGCCAUUACACAUGGUCAAAUAAGCAUCUCACUGGAGCUAUCUACUCCAGAAUAGAUAGACUUAUUGGCAAUGCCCUAUGGUUCCAAGACUACCCGGAUGUUAUUGUUGAGGUCCUUCCCCCUAGCAUAUCUGACCAUGCCCCCAUUAGGGUUAGGAGCCUAUCUGUACAAAGUAAAAGGAAGUACCAUUUCAAGUUUCUGAAUUGUGUAGCUAGCAAGGAGAACUUUCAAGAUAUUGUGAGAAGGAGCUGGAGUAUUAGUACUCAGGGUGGUCCCAUGCAAAGACUGUGGGCCAAACUGAAAAGACUACAAUGUGAUCUUAGGCCCCUUAAGAGAGAGUGUAGUGAUAUCAGGACCAAAAUCCUAAAGGCUAGAGAUGAUCUUGAGAAAGCUCACCAGGGUCUGCAGGCUAAUUUGUUCGACACUGCAGCUGCAGAGUUAGUGUAUCAGUGUACAAAUAAACUGUUGGAGCUGAACCAAACUGAAGAGAAUAUCUUGAAGCAAAAAGCUAAGGUGGACUGGCUGAGACUUGGUGAUGGCAAUAAUGCCUAUUUCCAUACCUCGAUCAGAGAGAGGCAUAAGCACAAGAGUAUGAGCACCUUGACUUCAUCCAAAGGGGAGGUUCUAACCAAUAGAGAAGACAUAGUCAAGGAAGUCCUUGAGUUCUACAAGCAACUGUUGGGCAAGGCAUCAAAAGAUUUAACAGGGGUUGAUAAGCCAUGCAUCAUGAGAGGUAAAAUGCUGUCAAGAGAGGAUGCUCUUAGCUUAAUUGCUCCUGUGACUGAACUGGAAAUUUGGGAAGCUUUGAAGGGCAUAUGA
Messenger RNA from Vicia villosa (hairy vetch), 1356 nucleotides. RefSeq lists its product as uncharacterized. The record is from RefSeq and is a predicted model, not a curated record. Gene Ontology annotation, molecular function: catalytic activity. The transcript has a single exon. Lineage: Eukaryota; Viridiplantae; Streptophyta; Magnoliopsida; Fabales; Fabaceae. Bases 1 to 1356 code for a protein of 451 amino acids.